Cavia porcellus (domestic guinea pig) is the source of this 18048-nucleotide messenger RNA. RefSeq names its product ninein like (gene Ninl). Gene Ontology annotation, biological process: microtubule anchoring at centrosome. Gene Ontology annotation, molecular function: calcium ion binding. The coding region runs from base 13553 to 17206 and encodes 1217 amino acids. The transcript is spliced from 23 exons. The record is from RefSeq and is a predicted model, not a curated record. Lineage: Eukaryota; Metazoa; Chordata; Mammalia; Rodentia; Caviidae. Gene Ontology annotation, cellular component: centrosome.
GUUAUCAUUUAAAUGUUUAAUAUAAUUUUUCUAGUAAAGCUAUCUGGGAUUGGAGAUUUCUUUUUGGUAAGUUUUUAUAAGUUCGGUUUCUUUAAUAUAUGUAGGGCAGCUGUUCAUAUUAUUUCAUAUUGGGGAAGUUGGCAAUAGUUUGUGCUUUUCAAAGAAUUGCUCUAUUUAAUCUAAGUUGUUGCUUUUGUAUGUGUGUAGUUUGUUUACAGCAUGCCUUUAUUUUCCUUUUAUUGUUUGUAGAAUAUGUAAAGAGAUUCUUGUAUUCCUAGUAAUGGCAAUAUAUAUUUUCUCCCCUUCCCAUGAUAUUAGUCUUGCUAGAUGUUUAUGAAUUUUAUUGAUCUUUUCAAAAUACCAACUUUGUGUUUGGUUCUUUUUUAUUACUUUUCUGGUUUUUUUUUUCUCCCUCUUUGGUACUGAGGAUUGAACUCACAACCUCGCACUUGCCAGGUAGGCACUUAUGCUGCUGAGCUAUAUCCCCAGCCCCUUAUGUUUCUGUUUAAAAUUUCACUGAUUUCUCCUUUUUAUUAUUUUCAUUCUUGUGCUUUCAAGUUCAUUUAGAUCCUCUGGUUUCUUGAGGUAGAAGCUGAGAUAGUUGAUUUGAGACUUUUCUUAUAAAAGCUUUUCUUUACAGAGAUUUGCAUUUUAGAACUGCUUUAGCUGCAGCUCACAGAAUUUUAUAGACCACAUUUUCCUUUUUUUUUUUGGUCUUUUUCGUUUUUACCGGUACCAGGGAUCGAACUCACGACUGCCUGCUUGCAAGGCAGGCACUUAUGCUGCUGAGCUAAAUCCCCAGCCCCUAGACCACAUUUUCAUUUUCAUUCAGUUUAAUAUUAUUUUACAAUUUACCUUGACAUGUCCUCUUUGACCAAAGGUUUAAUGAGAAGUCUGUUAAUUUCCAACUAUAGUACAUGGAGAUUUUCCAGUAUCUUUCAGGUAUUUUUUUCUAACUUAACACCAUUCCAGUCAGAUAGCAUAAUUUAGUAUGAUUUUCAUCCCUUUAGUUUUUUUUUUUUUUUUUUUUAUCGGUACCGAGGAUUGAACUCACGACUGCCUGCUUGCAAGGCAGGUGAUUAUGCCACUGAGCUAAACCUCCAGCCCCCAUCCCUUUAGUUUUGUCGAUAUAUGUUUUAUGAUUUUAUGACCCAGAGUAUGGAACAGCUUGGUGAAUGUUCCAUAUGAUUUUGAGGAGAAUGUGUAUUAUGCUUUUGUGUUCUAUGAGUACUGGUGAUUUCUCGUGAGGUACUAUGUCCAUUAGGCUUGUCCUUUAAGCUUGACUAUCAGACAGUGCUGUUCAGUUCAGCUAUGUGCAUAAUGAUGUUCUAUCUGGAGGGUACAUCAGUUACUGAAGAAGUGUACUGAAAUCUCCAGCAAACAGAGUGGAUCUAUCUCCUUGCACUUGGAUCAGAUUUUGCCUCUUGUACUUUGAUGCUUUGUUGUUAGGUACAUGAAUGUCAGAUAUUGUUGUGUCUUCUUUAUUAUUAGACUAUACUCUUCUUUGUUCCUUAUAAUUUUCCUCAUUCUGAAUGAGCUUUUUCUGAAAUCAGUAUUGCUACUCUAGCUUUCUAAUUAACAUUUAGCAUUAGCAUGCUUUAUCUUUCUUUAUGUCUUUACUUUUAACCUGUGUCUUUCAUAUGAGUUUCUUAUACAGUCAUGUAUAGUUCAGUCUUUUUUUGUACUCUGUUUCCUAAAACCUUUUCUCUGCAGUGCUGGGGGUUGAACCGAGGGUCCUACUACUGUGCCAUAUCCCUAGCCUGCCUUCUCUGGUUUUAUCUGAGCAUUUUGUAUUAUCUGUUUCUCCUUUUUUCUUAGUACAUCAAAUCUUCUUUUGAAACAUGUUUUUAAAUUUAGUUUGAAAAAAAUUUAAUGGUUGCUGUAAAUAUUGCAGUAAACAUUUACAAGUAAUAUAAUGCUCUUUCAAAGAGCAUUUUGGCACUUCAUAGGUAAUGCAGCAUCUCAUAGCACCUCAGUUCAGCCCUACUAUUGCUCUUAACUCUGCUGUCAUUUAAGUCACUUAUCUACCAGUCAUAACUGCCCAAUACAUUGCUGCUGUUAUUUUGAACAGGUAUAUAUUAGAUCAACUAAGAAUAAGACAAAUAAAGUAUUUUAUUUUAUCUUCAUUAUUUUUUCAGGGUACAUCUGUGCUCCUUGAAAACUAUUGCAGUGUUACGAAUUUUGCUUUCAGUUAUCAUACAUGUUUUAAAGGAUUUAAGAAUCCAGUAUUUUCUAUUUUUUUAUGUUGCCCUAAGUUUCUGAUCUGUGUACUUCUUUUCUUAUUUUUUUAAAGUACUUUACAUGUUUUUUGACAUUUUAUUUUGCAAAGCCAGUCUACCAGUCUUAGUUUUUAUCUUUUUAAUUUGAAGAAGAAAUUUCUCUAGCUACCGAAUUACAGGUUGUUGCCUUUUCUCACAACACUUGGUUUUAUUCCACCCUUGUUUUCAUUCAUGAUUUCUGUGGAGAAUUUAGAUGUAAUUCUUUUUUUUUUGUACUGGAGAUUGAACUCACAACCUCGCACUUGCCAGGCAGGCGCUAGUGCUGCUGAGCUAUAUCCCCGGCUCAAAUGUAAUUCUUAACUUUGCUCAACUCUGCAGGGAAGACAGAUUUCAUUCUGGCUUCUUUCAGUAUUUUCUCUUUGUCUUCAGUUGAUUGCAGUUUGAACAUGGUAGGUGCAGUUGUAGGUUUUGUGUGUUUUGCCUUUGUUUUUGUUUAUGCUUGCUCUUCUCUGCUUGGUGUUCUUUGGACUUCUUGGCUGUGUGGUUUGGGAACUGUUGUUUGGGCAAACUGUCAAUUAUUAUUACUUCUAAUAUUUCAUUUUCUCCUUCUCUUCCCUAUUUUAGAUUCCUGCUAUGCACAUGUUACAUUUUUAUAAUUAUCUUACAGUUGGAUAUUCUGGCACGUGUGUGUGUACACACACACAUCAUCAUCAUCAUCAUCAUCAUCAUUGUCAUUGUCAUCAUCAUCAUCCUUCUUUUCUCUCCUUUUCAGUUUGGGGACUUUCUGUUGACCUUUUGGAGCUGCCUGAUUCUUUCCUUUACUACUAACAAGCCCAUAAAAUGGCAUUUUUCAUUUCUGUUGCAGUGUUUUUGAUUUCUAACAUUUCCUUUUGGUUUCUUUUCACAGUGUCCAUAUCUUAGCAUCAUUUUUCACAUAUUGUCCCCCCUUUUCCACUCAAACCCCAGCACGUUAAUGUUAAAGUUUUAGUCUGAUAGUUGUAGGCCUUACUUGACUUGGUUCUGACUGUGUUAUUUCUGGCUUUUUGUGUACUUUGUAGUUUUUUGUCAUGAGUCAGGUUUGGUGUCUUAGUUUGUAGGAACUAAAGUGACAGACCUUUAUUUCUCUAGCUAGGGGUUAAUUUGUCUUGAAGGUUGACUGUAGCUGUGAACAUCAGAAGCUUCAAAUUCCCCUGGUCCAAGGCCCAGCUUCCUUCAGCAAUGCGUGAGCCACUAACCUUGCUGCUCCACAUCAGGACCUCCUGUGGUCCAAAAGCUAUUAAUCUUCCUGCUCCCAGUGCUGUCACUUCUCAGGAUCACAAGAGGUGAACUGAAGAUCUCUCUCCAGCCUUCAUACUUUCCUGGUCUUAGGGGAUCAUCCUUGUGGAGUCGAAUUCCUUUUCCCAGGUGUUUUCUGUCUCCUGUCCCCAAACAUGACCUCACCUAGGGUCCUACAACAAGAGAUCAGGGAGAGUUGGUUACCCAAGGCCUACAGCUAUCAGACUCAGUGACUGAACACAGGACAUUUAGAGGUUAGAUUACUGACUUCUUAGAUGCUUGUCCUCCGAGGGUGAUGCAUGGCCAUCAAAUAUACCCAUAUUGCUUAGAACUUUCUGUUUCGCCAGUAAGAGUCCCUUUUUAACAUUCAUCAGCCAGUUGAGAACCUGAGUUUCCCCAGUAAACCCCAUUGUUGGCAUUCAUUGUGCUGUCCAUUCCCAGUGAGUCUGCAGCAGCCCCUUUCAGCAUAGGCUUCCCAUUUAAAGGCCAGACUGGCCACCCAGCCUGUCCUUCCUUGGUAGUUGCUGCUUCCGUCUGGUUGGUGGCUCAGUCCUACUAGCGCACACAUUUGUCUGUGCUGAUGAAAUAUUUAAAAGUAAGCAGCCAGGUGGGGUAGUCAUAUCUGUAAUCCCAGCUAAUUCAGAGUCUGAGGCAGGAGUGAGGCCCAGGCAGUUUGUAAAUUCGAGCCCAGCCUUUGUAACUAGGUGACUUAGUGAGACUCCGUCUCAAAAUUUUUUUGUUUUUUUGGUACCAGGGAUUGAACUCAUGACCUCAUGCUUACUAGGCAGGCAUUUAUGCCGCUGAGGCAGAUUCCCUGGCCCAUGUCUCAAAAUACUUAAAAAAAAAAAUAAUAAAAGCAGGUUUGGGGAAUGUAGCUGAGUGCAAAGGCCGUGGUUGAAUCGCAGUACUGGGGGAAAAAAAGGAAGCCAUGGGAUCAUAGCAUCGCACACAGACAGAGAACCCACUGGUGGCAGCCAUGGAGACGGCAGAUGAGAAAGCCCUCAUCAGAUGCUAUAACUUUUGAUGACCUGAAAUGUGGCCUUCAGAAUCCCAGUAAGGGAAAUUUGCUUCCUGCUGUUCCAGAAUUGGUUUUAAUUUAAUCGGAAAAAAAGACCUGGCAUUUCUCACAAAAUCAGGUUUGUAGAAUAGUGUUAGUCAGCACCCCACAACUAUAGCAAACUACCUGAGUAAUCACAGUAAAAGAAAAACAGGCUUUUUUAGUCCAUGAUCAUUAAGCAUUCAUGGCCGGUGUGUCCCGGUAGCCAGGAAGCAGAGAGAGAAGAAAGGGCCAGGAGUCCAAUGUCCCCUGGAAGGACAUGGCCCCAGUGACCCACUAGGGCCCACCUUUGGCGCCUUUUCACACAUGGGCCUUGGAAGGACUUUUCCCAAAAUACCGCAGAUAGGCUCUGUAUUUGUUAUUCACCUGUGCAGUUAGAGUAUAUGUAUCAUUCAAAUACCAGUAAAACCAUGAAAUCACUCACAUUCAAACUUAACUGUCAGUUUAAUGGAGUAGACAGCGUUUCCUGCCAGGGCACACAGUCCAGUGACCCUGGCCUGGAGCCUCCAAGCUCUGAGACCCUUUCGUCUCUUAGGUUGCUUGUCUUGCGUAUUUUGUCGCCAUGGAACGCUGACCCACAUAUGCUAAUGCAGGGAGCCUGAGCAUGUGAGGCCAUGUGGCUGGUUGUGUAGCGGCCUUGCCUAGCCUGGCCUAACUGGAGGAGUACCUCCUGGGUGUCCUGCAGGCAUAGGCUUGAGUAGAGGCCCCUUUCUGUGUGGCUUCUUGGCUACCUUGUUCCCUGUUUCUCCCUGCUUCUCUCAACACACUUAGCACCAUCUAAAAUGUGAUUUGUGCAUUUUUCACGUGUCCUCUUACUGGAAUAUGUGCCCCCAGGCAUGGAUUUUGUCCGUGUUGCUGUAGUGUCUGAGGUCCUGGGUGGUGUGAGGUACGUGGUGGGUGCCCAGUGAGUAUAUGUGAAUGAGUGAUGCUGUUUUGCAUCUGGCUUUUCUCUACAUACCUCCCCUUUGCUGAGAUCAGGUCUUACCAUGUUGCCCAGCCUGGGUUCAAGCUCCUGGGCAUACAUACUCUCUUUAAGGCCUCUCUUUAAAUAAGGAACAAGCUCUCUGUGUCUGCGUGUGUCCACAUCAUGUACUUCUUUUUUUUACUACUUGGGAUUGAACUCCUGGGUUUUGCACUGAAUCACCUAUCCACCCUUUUUAAAAUUUUAUAUUUUGAGAUUGGCUCUCGUUAAGUUGCUAAAUUGCCCAGCUGGUCUGAAAUUUGUAAUCAACCUACCUCAGAUUUCUAGGAUUACAGCUGUGCAUCAUCACACUCAGCUUCCCUUUUAACAUAGCGCACACACACACACACACACACACACACACACACACACGCCCACGCCCACGUAGGCCCAUCUGCCCCCCUUAGCCUAACACUGCCCUCUGCCACUCUAGCCAGCUGGAGAAUUUCUUACCACCUAGGGUUGGUGUGACAGGAGGGGGUCAGGUGUGAUUCGAGAGGUAUGGCUCUUCUCUGACUCUUGUCUCCAGACCUUUAUGGGAUUUAUGCCUCUUGGCGGAGGGUGAAUAGAGCCCUGCACUUGGCCAUGUGAGUCCCUGGGCUGGGUGGAGCCUCUGUGGGCUUCAUCCACAAAGACGAGGCUCCUGGGUGCCGGUCUCUAAAGGCCCACAAUCAUCAGUACACAGCGAUCUUAGGUCCACUGAGGCCGUGCAGGCUUCUUGCGACAGAAAGAACGCUACAGGUAAUUGCUAAAAAGCAAAAGUAUUAUGAAAUAUGUAAAACCCUGGAGAAUAUUACAAGGCCUUCAAAGCAAAACACCCUUACUGGGAAAAGUAGGCGCAUGAGCCUGAGUCUUGUCUUUGUGCCUGGUUGGGAGACAGAUAGUUCAUGCUCCAGGUUGAGUUCAUGUUUUUGUUCUAAGUGGAAAUGGCUACAGGCGGUCCUUUUACUGCUGUGUGUUUGCAGUUCUCAGAAAACAACUGCGCUUGGAUGCUGUAGCUUGCAGUUCCCUCAGCACACUUCCCCGGGGGACCGGGCCUCUCUGCAGCAUCUCCUCGGAGAAUCUGAGGGAGCAAGAAAGGAAUGUGACUUCUUUGAGGAGAAAAUAAUUCUGAAUGAAUCUCCAUGCUCACAAGUUUAAGAGAAAAGAGGCAUCAGUUCUGUAUUUGUUUGGUCAGCUUCUUUAAGACUUUUUAAAAUCCUAAUUAGUUCUAAGGAGAUUAAAUAAAUGUUAUUAAUGCUUUUAAUUUCUGCUUAUUUGAUCAGCACAUUUAUUAUAUUCUAGUCAGCGUGUUUUGAAAUAGUUUUGUUUUCCAGCAGGAGCCUCAGCCUUGCAAGGAGCCUCAGGGAUCUCACACAGGUCACUCACAGAGACAAGGGAAAGCCAGGGAUGCCUCUGUCCCCCUCUGUCCACAGCGGACUGAGACAGCUGGCCUUGGUGCAUAGCAAAGUUAGUCAGUCCUUUUAUAAAAUAGUUUAACAUGAUUGAAAAUAAAAGGUAAGCAAAAUGGAAAAUCAGAAGUUUAAGGAUGAAAAAGCCAAAGGAAAAGUGGUAAAUAUAUGUGUAAAGGCACUGCAGUCUUGACUAAACCAACUGAUAUGUACUUUUAAAUGUUAUUUUAAAGAGAAAAAAACAAUUUUUUUUUAUUGGUACCGGGGAUCGAACUCACGACUGCCUGCUUGCAAGGCAGGUGCUUAUGCCGCUGAGCUAAAUCCCCAGCCCCCCAAAAAACAAUUUCAAAACAAGGUAUUAAGAGAAUAACAAUAGUUAAUACAUUGUGUAUUGUUAUCUUUAAAUUAUCAGAGCACAAGACAUAGGCAUUUAACUAUCCAAACAAAUUAGCACAAAACUUUCUUUUCAGUGUGCUAAGAGAACUUGCUAGUAUAACUUUAACUGUCUUGUGUGUGUAUCUUUCCUUUUGAACAGUAUCUUCCCAUUUUACAAGAUCUGUUGUAUAUUUUGGAUCUUCUUUACUGUUUUAGCUUCUCACACUAGGGAUAUAAUAUGAUAUUAACACAUGUGCUUCUAGGUUAUAUCACUUAUGAGUAUGGUCUCAAGUUGUAUCUACUUACCUAUGUCUCCAGUUUAUCCUUCUUUAUGGCUGAGUAAUACUCUAUUAUAUAAAAAAUCACAUCUUUUUUAUUCAUUCCUUAGUUGAUGGGCAUUUAGAUUGUUUCCAAGAUCUAGCUAUUACAAAUUGUGCUGCUAUAAACAUGGAUGCACAUAUAUCACUGUGGCAUGAUAUUUUCAGUUCUUUAGAGAAGAUACCUAGAAGGGGAAUAGCUGAAUGGACUAGGAAAUCUAAUCCUAGUUUUUGAGGAAUUUCCACACUGAUUUCCACAGUAGUUGCAUCAGUGAAUACUCCUAGCAACAGUGGAGAAAGGUCCCCCCUCCCAGCAUUUGUUAUUGCUUGAUAUCUUUUUUUAAAAAUUUUUUUAGUUUUUAUUUUAAAGGGGGUAAAAUUAAACACAACAAAACAGAACAAAAUAGGACAUAAGAAAGCAAUGUAAAAGAUAAAAAUUUCAAAGCUAGAUGACCUGAGAUCUUCACUAUCUAUGAUAUUGUCUCUUGUUUUCUUCCAAAUAGUUGUCCAUGUCUUCACAUACAGAGAAUUCAUACAAAAUGACAUAGUAUAAAACUGAUCUGAACAGAAUGAGGAAGGCGUUUUAGGUCUUUAAAACCAGACAAUAGGAAGUCACUAAUGGCAGUGGUAGAGUCUCUCGUUCUCUUCAAAAUAGCUGUUCAACUUUCAUGUAUAUUGAAGUUCAACAAAACAAAACAAGCAAGGGGGAAGGGACUGCUUGGUUUCCCAGCAUUCCAGGUCCCAGCAUGGCACAGGUCCCAAUAAACGCUAGUGUCUCCAGUCCUGGGCCGCCACAGCCUACCACACUCACAGCCGCUCACGGGGGUGGGGUGGGGUGUUUGCUUGGUUUUCUGGCGCUCCAGAUCCCAGUGUGGCGUGGGUCACAGUUGCUUCAAGCUUCAAGCUGUUUCUUUCUAAUGAAUUGACCAUUUCACCGCCCAAGUUCUGAAAUGGCCAGUAGACCAUAGAAAGACAUCUCUUUAGGCUCCAGUUAGAAACCAACAGUGUCAGGAAGCUGCUGGCCUUCAUUCAGGGCAAGUUGCUUGAUUUCUUGAUAGUAACCAUUCUUUCUUGGGUGAGACAGAAUCUCAGUGUUGAUUUGAUGUGCAUCUCUUGAAUGACCAGUGAUAUUGAAUAUAUUUUUCACAUAUUUAUUUGUUGUUCAUAUUUCUUCAUCUGAGAAGUGUGUUUUCAUCUGAUAUCCCAUUUUUGCAUUUGGGAGGACUUUAAAUCUGGGAGGACUGCAAUUUUUGAAUUAUUUAUAUGUUCUCAAUAGUACUUCUUUGAGGAACAGCUGGCAAGUAUUUUUUCCCACAUUAUGGGUUGUCUUUUCACUCUGUUGGUGAUUUCUGUUGCUAUGCAAAAGCUUUUUAAUGAAAUAAGAUCCCAGCAACUGAUAUAUUCUUACAAAGCUGGAAAAUACAAUGUGUUGCAUAAGAUUAGGUCAUUUAGACCUCUGCCUGGGGUCAAGUAGAAAAAGUUGGACAAAUGACUAAAGCCGUGAUUCUAGUGCAUGAAGCUUUGGGGGAGUGGCAUUUAGAUAUAAACCAUAAUCAAUCUUUGGGUUUCAACAGUAUGAUCAUAAUGUCCCUCAGGAUAGGGAUCUCUCUUGAGAUUUUAUUUUCUUCAACCUUUGUAUGAAUGUCUUUCAUCAAAAUGAGAAAUUUCAGGUUAUAUUUUUGGUACCAUUUUUCUUAUUGGUCAUCAGACUUUUAGACUAUUUUUAUCCUUUUUUAUUCUUGUUUUUUGGGAGGAUACAAUUUUAAUUGUGUUAUUUUUAUACUCACUGCUCGUUCUGCUUGCUCAAAAAUGUUGCUAAUAAAUGUGUCACUUCAGUUAUUGUGCUUUUCAGUUCUAGCAUAUUUGUUUUUUCGUUGUUGUUAUUUCCACUUCCUUACUGAUGUUUUUAUCUUGUUCAAUGUUAUUUUCCUAAUUUUCUUUAGUUUUUGUCCAUAGUUUUCUUUAGGUCAUUGAAAUUAUUUAUUACAGCUGAUUUAACAUCUUUUAAAAACAAUUCUAGUAUCCGAUCUUCCUCACGUUCAAAUAGAUUUCUUUCCAUUUUCCCCAGUGAAUGGGCCAUGUGCACCUUCUUGUUUCUUUGUAUGCUGAGUAAUUUCUUCUUAAGAGCUAAAAUUCUGAUUCAGCCACUCCUCAGGAUUAAAGAUUUUUACUGACUGAGGGCUGCAGUGCUAUUUUGCAAAUUGUGCAAUCGUUAUUGUAUUUGGUGACUGAAAUUUUUCUUCUGGGUCAGCCACAAUCUGGCAAAGGCCUCUGUCCCCAAAGGAUGUUCCUGUCUCAGUGUCUUCUAGAACAUGCUUCUGAGGGCACCUGCUGCAGCCUGGAAUGUGAAAGCGAGGCAGGUGUCUGCUGCAGUCCCUUAGGAGUUGCCAGCCCAAUCAUGUCAUGGAGGCCAGGGUCCCACAGAUCACCUGGCAAUGGCCAGAUUCUCCAGGGAUGGAGAGCCACACUGUCACUGUACUAGUGUGGCUACAGAGUGGGAGGUGGCAGGACACAACACCCCUUACAAGGAUAUCUGGCUCUCCUCUCGUGUUGUUAUGUAUGUGAUCUGGCUUCAGAAUUUGGAAGUAAUGAUGUUAAUGAUGUUAAUCAGUAGCUUGGUUGCUUUGGUGGAGGGUUGUCCCUAGGACUGCCUGAAUGUUCUUGGUUAUAUGGCUGCAAAAAUUGCAUUUUUCCAAGCCUAUAAUUUCUUCUACAUUCUUAAUGACUCUUUCUAGAGAAGGGAGGAAGGAAAGAAAGGGAGAAAGUGAUACCAGAGCUUUCUUUACAGUAGAACUUUUAGUUGAAUUUAAGUUAGAUACUGGUAUCUUUACUGAGUGUAAAGAUUUCUAUAUUUGUAAUGAUGAUUCAUAGAAAGCUCCUUUUAUAUACUUAAAACUGCAUGUGCAAACUCCACAUGUGGAUUAUUGAGUAGCUAUUUUGCAGUUGUGUGUAUGGACAAAAAAUUUGUAUCAGUAGCUGUAAUCUUAGCGCAAAAGUAUACGUGGUUAUAAAAAUUUUAUUUACAUAAGUUGAUGUAGAAUUUGAACAUGCAAGAUUAUUAGUGUAUGAUUAUUAAUCUUGCAUGUUCCGGGUAAGUGGAGAUUGUCUGCCUGCACAGCUGUGGGUGUGCUUAGGGCCACAGCACAGGUAAACAUGUUACCUGUUUAGCGGGACCUCUUUCGUUUCUCAUAAGGUCCUAGUGAAGUUGUUCACAUCAGAUAACUGAAGCCCAGUGAGGUGAAGUAAGUUGUCCUGCAUCACAGAGCUCCCUUUAAAAGGGGACUCUGACAUCAGAGUCCACUGUCCGAACAGACCAAGAUGACUACUUUAGAACUAAGAACAGUAGGUUUUCCAAAACAGUUCAAACCUUGAUAUCCUUACAGUUUCUGAUCUAAAAACUACUUUGUAGGGAGAAAAAAGAAGUAACAAAUGAGGAAUCAGCUUAUUUUUGUGUUGUUGAGACUGGAACAAUAAAAAAGAGAGCUUGUUAAGCUUUAUUUGACAAACACAGCUUUCAGGCGUGGAGUACAGCUUAGUUGUAAGUGCUGGCCUCACAAGUGUGAGGCCUUGGGUUCUACAUCCAGCAUCACACAAAGAGCCAAAACCAUAGGUUGUGAACUUUACUACGGAGAUAUAAGCAAAGUAAGUAAAUAGCAUACAUUUUGGAAAACAAGAAACCAAUUAAUGCAGAAAUGAAUUCCAGCUGCUCAGAACUGCUGAAGUGUGAAGGUAGAUUAUAGAGCGUGAGGCUGCUGGAAGCUGCUGGGCUAGAACCAAAAGCUGGCUUCAGCAUUUUAUUGGGUGUAACAUUCUCUCCCUACAGUUUACACCCGUCUUGAAGGCUGUUCCUGGUCUCCUCCACACAGGGUGAGCAGACUUGCAGAGGUGCUGGUCUGCUUCCCGUUGCAGCCAUAUUCUGGGCCCCUGGUGAACUCUCAGGGGCAGAUUAAAUUCCCUCAGUGCUGUGCAUAAAUUAAGUGGAAACUAACACCUAACGUCUCAGCCUCCAGAGGGCUGCGCUGUCUUGCUGAAUGGUGGCCCAGGACAUUUGUCUCUAUGGCAUUGUGUAGUUUCUUUGGACACAGGAUGAAAACAGGAUUUUGGUUCACCUAAUGCAGCAGCAUUUUAAUGUUUAAAUUUUAACUUAAGCCUUCUGACAUCAGAGCUAUUAAAAUUUACUCAUUUCAAAUUCAAAAAAAUAAACCUGAGAAACCAGGUGUUGCUCUUUAUUUAGAACAUUGUCUCCAGCUCUGCAGUUGGCUGCUGCAGGCAGGCCAAGUUUUCAUGUGGUUUGAUAUGGGCACAUCUUAAACAUGUGUGAACUCCUGAGGAGAGUUAGAUAAAUAAUUCAGUUUUGAUGAAGAAGAAACCAAAGAGGCCUCUAGACUGCCCAGGUAAGUAGUGUUUGUUAUUUAUGACAGAGCUCUCUGUUUGAGGCAUACUUGAGAACCUACAGAGGCCAGGCACCAGCAGGCCUGGGGAAAGAUGGGCAGAGCUCUUGCCUCAGGCUAGGGUGGCCUGGCUGUUUGUUUCUUGGGUUCUCCAGGGUUGAGGGGGUGGGAAGCUGAAGGAUGUGGUGGUAUUCUUACCCUUGGGGAGUCUGAACAGAGGACACCUGGUUCCUGUGCUCUGGGUUCAGCUGACUGCUCUUCUCAGGAGGGUGGAGAGCAGGUGGGUAAGCUUCUGGAAACAGGAUCCCCCUGUGGGUGGGAACAGGCCUCUGGGGUUAUUGGUGCCAGCACCACAGGAAGCAGUAGCAUCGGAGUGGCUUCCUUGCAGGAAGCAUCUACCACGUUCUGCAGCUGCAUCUGUAAUGGCUGGCAUGGGAGUCUUGAGGUCUCCAGUGGCCAGCAAGGUAUUUUGGUCACCAUGGCAAUGGUGGGAAGCUGAGGCAUAGAAGCUAUGACCAGUCAGAGCACAGCAGCCUGGGGUGGCUGUGCAGGGGUCCCCAGGUCUCACAGCAAGGGCCAGGACGAGGCACUGGAUCUCCAGCUGUGUAGUGAUGCUGGCAGUGUCUGCAUCGGCUUGGAGCUGACUUUCAUGGCCAGGAAGAGUCCUGUGAGUCACAGGGACCUGCUGCUUGGCCUCCACUGACCCUGGUAGCAGGAAUGUGGCCAUCUGGCUGAUGCUGUCACCACCUGCACAGGAUCCUGCUCAGACUGUGGGACCUCUGCAAGCCAUUUGUGGUGCUAACACACUGCCUAGGCCACUUCAUAUACAUUUUGGUAACUAACACAGAAAAGCAGUGCCCAUGAUUUGACCAGACUUUGAAGGCUGGUCAGAGGGAUUUUCCACCUUACAACAUCCCCGAGAGCCCUCAGCCAGCAUAACUCUGCUUCUACUGCUAUGCCUAAGUUUCCCACCAGCCCCACUUAGCACCCUGGGAGCUGAAGUCCGGGCCCCUCUGGCAGGGUCUUGAGUUCCUGGUGGGGACACCCAGUGGCUUCUCACCACCCAUGCCAUGCCCAGAGGUCAAGAAUUCCUCACCCAAGGGUAGGUGCGAACUGAGGGAACUCUGGAAAGCAUAUUUUAGUGUAAUUCCUUUCAGGUAAAAAUAAAAAUAAGCUUUGUACUAUUUUCACAAGACCCUCUACUUUUCUGGGCCUGUGCUGGGCUCUUCUUUUUUAGAAUGGCAUAGGCAUGUACGUGAGGAGCUCUGUAGCAUCUGGCCACUUCUCACAGAGGAAGAAAACUGAAUGAAAACAAAGUUCCCUGAGUUAGGAAGUCACAGGCUCAUCCACUCAGAGGAAGAGACCAAAACUCAAGCUUGUCGCUCCUUGUCUUCUAUUCCAUUCUGGACUGUGACAGCAUUUCACCCAAGUUGGCGUGUGUACCACUGGCCGUAUGCAGUUCAGGAUGGCCUUGAACUCACGUUGUAGUCCCAGAUGGCCUCAGAGACUCUGAUCCUCCUGCCUCAACCUCCUGACUGCUGAAAUAACAGGCCAGCCUGCUAUGGGAUGGAUGAAGAAGACAGUUACUACAUCUCACAGCUCAAGGAUGUCUACAACAGCUGUGAUACCACAGGGACAGGCUUUCUGGACCUGGAGGAGCUGAUCCAGCUGUGCCGGAAACUCCACCUGGAUAAGCAGCUGCCUGCCCUCCUGCAGACUCUGCUUGGAGAUGACCUCAAUGCCAGGGUCACCUUUGAGGAGUUCAAGGAAGGGCUCGUGACCGUGCUGUCCUCCAAGGCCAAUGGCGACCUUGGCAGUAAAGAAGCUGGUUCUUCGCAGGCAGCUGCUGUCUGUGCUGUGCCACCAAAGUACGUGAGCGGCUCCAAGCGGUAUGGCCGUUGGAGCCAGCCAGAGUGGAGAGCCUCAGGUGCUGAAGCCACAUGUGGACCAGAGCAGCAGGCCAGGGCUGGGCUAAAGGGCCAGCUCUGCCAUGCCGCAUCCCUGGAGAGUGUAGAGAGCCUCAAGUCUGAUGAGGAAGCCGAGAGUCCUAGAGAACCUCAGGAAGAGCUGUUCGAGGCCCAAGGGCAGCUGCAAACUUGGGGCUCUGAGGUUUUUGGGAGCAUCCAGAAGUCCUGCAGCUCCUCCUGUGCCUCACCUGAGAGCCGGAUCCAGGGCAUCUGGGAGCAGCUAGGAGUUGGCAGUCGUGGCCACCUGGAUGAGCAGGAGCUGGCUGUGGUAUGCCACAGCAUCGGGCUCCUUGGACUCGCAGAGGAGGAAUUGAAAGACCUAUUCCACAAACUGGACCAGGACGGUGAUGGCAGAGUGAGUCUCGCAGAAUUCCAGCUCGGCCUGUGCCAUCACAAGCCCAUGCUGCUUCCGGAGUCUCCCCUCCUCAAGCCCUGGUCCCACAGCCAGGGGCAGGUCCCGGAGGAGAGCGGCUGUCACACCGCCACCACCACCUCCUCCCUUGCUUCUGUGAGCUGUGGCCUGCGCCUCUUCUCCAGCAUCGAUGAUGGCAGUGGUUUUGCCCUUCCGGAGCAGGUCAUCGCCACCUGGGCCCAGGAGGGCAUCCGCAGUGGCCGGGAGAUCCUGCAGAGCCUGGACUUCAGCCUGGAAGAGAAGGUUGACCUCCUGGAGCUAACCUGGGCCCUGGACAACGAGCUCCUGACAGUCGACAGUGUCAUCCAGCAGGCGGCCUUGGCCUGCUACCGCCAGGAGCUGAGCUACCUCCAGGAGCAGGUGGAACAGCUGGCACGGGAGCGAGACAAGGCCAGGCAGGACCUGGAGCGGGCUGAGCGGAGGAGCCUGGAGCUAGCAAGAGAGAUGGAUGAUGGCCACACUGCGCUGGAGCAGCUCACAGAGCGGAGGAUCCAGUGCCUGGAGCAGGACUACCAAGGACGGCUGAGUCUCCUGCGGGCAGAGGUGGCAGCGGAGCGGGAGCAGGUCUGGGAGCAGGCCUGCAGGCAGCAUGCUGCACUGGAGCAGGACUUGGGCCUCCUGCGGGCUGAAGAGUCCAGGCUGCGCCACAGGCUGGGGCUGGCUGCAAAGGAGAACAGCCGGUUACAGCAGGAGAUCCUGGAGGUGGUAGGGAAGCUCUCGGAUUCAGAGAAGCUGGUUCUGAAACUGCAGGGUGACCUGGAGUUCAUACUGAAGGAAAAGCUGGAGCCACAGGCCAUGGAGCUCAGAGGCCAGGAGGAACGGUUCGAGGCUGUCCUGAAGGAGUAUGAGCUCAAGUGCCGGGACCUGCAGGACCAGAAUGAUGAGCUUCAGGCCAAGCUGGAGAGACUGCGCAUGUGGCCACCUGGGAAUGGGAGUCAGCAGUGCCCUGCUGGGGAACCUAGACACCACUCAGCAGGCAUGUUCUCAAACAACUCAAGGUCAGUGAGUCUGGAAACAGAGAUCAUGGUGGAGGAGAUGCGGGAGCACUGCCAGGAGCUCAGGACCCAGCUGGAGGCCAAGGUAAAUGCCUACGAGGGGGAAAUCAAGGCCAUGAAGAACAGUUUCGAGAAGGAGAGGAUGGAGCUGGAGCAGGUGCGGCAGCGGGAGGUCGCAGCGCUGGAGGCCCAGAGAGCAGACCUGGAGGCACUGUGCGCCAAAUCCCAAGAGGUCAUCCUGGGCCUGCGGGAGCAGCUGCAGGAGGCAGCCGGUAGUCCCAAGUCCGUGAGGGCCGGGCCUACCUCCUGCUGCGCCCAGGCACUCUGUGACCUGACCCAGUGGCUGGAGCUUCGCACACAGCGGCAGUACCAGGGCGAGCUGCGGCAGAUCAGACAAGAGGCUGCUGCGGAACUGAGCUGGAUGUUGUCCCGGCUGGAAGCCCAGCAUGACACAUGCUACAAGAGCCUGGUCCCACGGCACCAAUGUGAGAAGGACUGGCUGCGGCAGGUACUCCUGCAGCGGGAGGCAGAGAUGCAUGUGCGCUGCCAGGAGCAGCAGCAGAGAUUGCAGGCAGCCCUGGGCAAGGAGCAGGUACAGAUGUGCAGGUGCUUUGCCCUGGAGAGGAAGAGACUGGAGCAUGCCCACUGUGAGCAGCUGGAGCACUUGGUCCAGGAGGCAGAGGUGCUGCAGGCCCUGCUACGAGGUGGAGCUGCAGCGACCAUUGGCAGAGAGUGGAAGGGGGCACCCAGCCACUCUUCCCUGUGCCCAGGCACCCCUGGAGGACCAGAGAAGCUGGUGGGAGACUGGCCUGGCCAGCCCUGCUGUGUGGAUGCUGUGUUCCAACAGCCUCCAGAGAGCCUUAACCACGAACAGAACUGCUGGGGCCUGCUGGACCUGGAGGAGGUAGUGUCUGACCCCUGCGAGAAGGGGUCACUCAGGUGGCCCCCUGGGCAGAGUGAAGGGCCCGACUCUGAGAAGCAAGCACCUUCUGCCAGGGCCACAGUAAGUCCAAGCCAGCCUGAUGUUCGGGAGCAGCCCUCCCAGGGUGUAACGGGAAAUGAUGCCCUGCAGACCUGGCUCCAGCACCACCCAGGGCCCCUGCUGCUGCACCCUGAGCUGCCAAACCAAACAGGGGAAACUGAGGCAGAAAUAGUAGAGAGAGAGACUGGCAUGAAAACCAAACUUCUGCAGCUGGAAGACAUUGUCCAGGCUUUUGAGAGAGAAGCAGAUUUGAGAGAGAGUGACAGAGUGGAGCUCCAGAGGCUUUCUGCAGCAAACAGUUUGUUGAAAAGUGAUCUGGAGAGGAUUCAACAGGAGCUUGGAGCUGCAGAGCACAUGAGCAACCAGCAAAGGCGGGAGAUCGAGGUCCUGAAGAGAGACAAGGAGAAGGCCUGCUCAGAAAUGGACGAGCUCAGCAUCCAGAAUCAGAAAUACAAGAAUGAAGUCUUGCAGCUAAACUGCAGGGUCCUGCAGCUGGAAGGGGUUGCUUCUGCCCAUCAGGCCCAGAAUGAGGAGAACCUUGCAACUGCUCAGCUGUUAACCCAGAGGCUGCAGGAGGCAUCGCGACAAGAGGAGCAGCAGGAGGAGGAGCCACGGGACACCAUGGAAGGGCAAGCAGGUGAGAUGGAGCAGCUCCUGCAGAAGCUGGACUGGCUGGAGAAGAGUGCCAGAUCGGGCCUGCUGCUGAAGGAGCUCUAUGUGGAAAACGCUCAGCUCACAAAGGCCCUUCAGGUUGCCGAGCAAAAGCAGUGGGGUGCUGAAAAGCAAAACCGCAUCUUGGAGGAGAAAGUCCACGCCCUCGGCACACUGAUCAGCAAGCUUGCGCCAGCAUCUCUGUCUGUGUAGCUGCUUGCCUUCCCAGAUGUCAGCUUAGGGAAGAUCUUGUGACUAUGCAGGAGUGCAGUGAUGCCCAGCCAUUCCGGAGGCCAGCAAAUACACAUGGGCAGCAGCCAUACCCUCGUCAGUGGUUCUGGACUCUUCCCCAUCAGCUCCUGGUUCCCUGUGAGGCAGCUCUGGGGCUCAACAGAGAGCAACGAAGAGAAAUGGUGAAACGCUCAGUGCUGUGUUCUCAUCUGGACAGUGUGGAGGCAGGGCUCAGAUCGGGCCACAAGCUCCAGUGGCUCCCCAAACUGCAUCCAGCACUGGGAGGGACCAAAGCCCCUUGAGGGACUGUAGCGUGUCCAGCAGGGCUGGUCUGACUGAUGCCUGCACACUCAGGGACGAUGGUGCAUUGCAGAUACAGUCAUUUCCUCAUUGAAAUGUCCUCACACUGGAAAGUGCACAUGUGUAAAAAAAGUAUAGUUUUGUGUCUGAAAUAUACAUAUAUUGUGGUCACUGGUUUAGCAGAAUGUACUACUUUAAUGUGAAAUUACUGUAUUUUGACAUCAGUUCUUUUUUAUUAAAACUGACUUAAUUUUUUGAAAUUAUAAAAUGUUAGUUGGAUGUGAUGAUGCAUACCUAUAAUUCCAGAAAUAUUCAGGAAGCUGAGGCAAGAGGAUCACUAUGAGUUUGAGGCCCUUCUGGGCUAUACAGUCAGUUCAAGGCCAGCCUGAACUACAAAAGGGAGACUGUCUCAAAACAAAACAAACUUGUAAAAUAUUUCAAGCAUGCAGAAAAAGUGUUUUAUUUUGUUUCACAGUAAUAGGGAUUGAACUCAGGGAGCCCUAAACAAAUCUCCAGCCCUUUCA